Molecule: messenger RNA, 3690 nt
Organism: Dicentrarchus labrax (European seabass)
Lineage: Eukaryota; Metazoa; Chordata; Actinopteri; Moronidae
Gene: dthd1
Product: death domain containing 1
Exons: 12
Coding region: 254-3100 (948 amino acids)
Source: RefSeq, a predicted model, not a curated record
CAUGUGUUUGGGUGUUAAUUAAAAUUCUGUCACCCUCCAAUAGCAAGUUUUGAUUAAAUACAACAACAAUUCUGGGACUACACAGCACUUUUUUUUCCCUCCAAGGUUUGGAUCUCAUCUCGGAAUAAACUCUUCAAAUAUGCUCGGCACUCACCACAGCAGCAGAUAAAAAUCCAAGCUUUACAUCACAGCUCACCGUCACAGAGACACGCACAGCUGAGCAUUGGAUGAGAAUCUGCACCUGAAUGAACAGAUGGAUGAAGCUCAGUCUCUUGGUGACAGGAGGAGGGAGAACAGUCUCCUCAACACGUUGACUCAAACUAUUCGGGGGCUUGAAGCUGUCAGACGUCGCAGAGAUCAUCGCAUUGGAGCGUUGGUGGGAGGCGGGAGAUGCACAGGAGAAGAACCAGGAAGAGGCGGAGGAGAGGAAAUGCAGAGAGGGAGUGAAGAAGGGAUGCUCAGUCCAGCAGAAGGUCAAAGAGAGGAUGAAGAGAGUAGUAGAAAUGUUGAUGGAGAGCGAGAGGUGGAGGAGGAGGAGUGCAAGAAGAAAGUUCUGGGAGUGCUGAGGGAGCUGAGUGUUUUUCAUUCAGACAGAGUGACAGCGUGGAGAGAAGUUCUCAGAGAAUGUGCCCACAUGUUCCCCGAGUCUCCAGCAGGGGGCAGUGAUCAGCAACAUCCAUCUACAACAGGUGUUUAUAGCGAAUGUAAAGUCACACCUUGUUCAGACUCCUUCAGUGAUACCUGUCUGAGUGUUGGGGAGGACAUAAAGAACAUUAUAGACAAACUGAACACAAUCAGAACUAAGCUGGAUGAAGAAAUACUCAAAUCAUGUGCGGAGGAGGCCUCACCUGUGGGUGCAGCCCUUCAGGAGACCGGAGAUACAAAAACAUCAGAGCAACGUGAAGAUGACAACAACCCCUUGAACUCCCAUAAUUUCCUUGAAUUUGACUCUAGAUGUAAAAAGGACAUUGAAGAUGGAGAUGAUCAAAGUCAUACGAUGUCAUUACCUGAUACUGAACAAACAUUGGACUCCAGAUUCAGCAGUUCUGACUGCAACAAUGUGGAAGAGACAGGGAAAGAAUUAGUGGUCAAAAGUCAAGGGAUUGAUAAUGAGGACUGUGUUUCUCCAGAUAGACAGACAGAUUUCUGUGAGGAGACAGAAAAGGACACGAAUAGGGUAAAUGACAAGGGCAAAGAGGAGAUGAAUAAUGAAUGGAUCACAGUAGGGCUCACAGGUCAACAGGAGGACAGCCGUUCAGAUGUACCAGACGCAUGCUUUAUCAGAGCACCUAUGGGUGUGGCUGAAGUCCUGAGAUGCGAGGUGGCCGACACCCUGAGCUGCCUGAUGGUGGCCGAUUCAGAGGAACUGGUUAGCAGAGUGAUCAGGGUCCAAGCUCAGGACGGAGCUAACCUCCACUUCCCUGUGACUGUGGUUGUGCCCUUCUGUGCACGUUACCGUGGCAACUAUAGGGAUGUCGCUGUGAAGAUAGUUGAUGGGGAGAGGAGGACAAGUUACAUCACUCCUGUAACAACAGAGGGCCCGUAUGGAGGGCAGAGGGGCUCAUUUGCAGAGGUGAGGGUGUACACCUUGGGCCUGUUUGCAGUGGUUUCCUGUCUGAAAAGAGAAAAUUACACAGUUCCUACAAAGGGUUUGUCCCUCAAGCUCCCCAUGGACCCCCGAAUCUGUCUUAACUACCUCCCAGGAUCCUUCACUGCCCCAGUAAUGGCACAAACCAUGAUCCAGACGGUUGAUGCCGUCCUUCUGGGUGCCAUCAAGUCCAGAAGUGACGCCUACCAGUCGGUGGUGUCUACAAGUCCACUACUCUACCUCACCCAUCCAUGCUCUCAGCCCCUGAGAAGACCCCUCACUCUCACCCUUCCCUGUCCCCCGAACCCUGAAAAGAAGAGGCACGCAAGAGGACAAGGGGAGGGGUAUGACAAUCAGUCUCGGCCUGUUGGUGCUUUUUCACCGUGGGAUCAACCAGCUUCCCACAGAAGGAGGAUCCUGGGUGCCUCUCUGAAGUCUAAGGAAAUGUCCAAUGAGCUGCUGAUUGCUCUGGGUUCAAGGGACAAACAGUGGACCGUCCUGGACAAAGUCACAGUCAGGAACCAGCAAAACGGACUGGUGUCCUUAGAGUUGAUCGAGCACUUUGACAGACUGCUGGUGGUUCGUCUUCUCUCUCCGUUGCAGCCGUGCCACCUUACCUCCCUGGCAGAGGAGCUGGAGGAGUCGGUCUGCUGCCACGCGGUCACCGUCGUGCUCCAGCGUAGACCAGAUGAGCCUCACACCGUCCUGGUGGUGGCUCUGCCCAGCAGAGACCUCAGCUGGGAGCUGUCAAAACUGCAAGCCCAGGGCUACGGGGGCCUCGCGGAGACCUCGUCUGAGAUCUCCAUGUGUGAAGGAGACCAGCUUCUCCUGCGAUUCAGUGGCAACAUCACCUCCACAGGAACUCAGAACGGCCGACGUGAUCUCCCACGCGAGCGAAUCACCUUCCACAGUCAGCAGAAGAAUCACCUCUCGGUGCGUCUAACAGAAGUGGACCCGUUUGGGAACUACAGCUCCCCACACUAUAAGGGCACGGCCAUGUUUUAUAAGGUCACCAGAGGUCAGAUGGAGUGGCGAGGUGACAGACCAGUCCCCACGGACACAAAAUUCUUGGGAGAUCCCGUUUGUAAGCUGUCUCUGACUUUACCCAAGAAGGUGAGAACCAUCAAUCGGCCCAUCAUAGCCAGGGUGAAGUUAUGCGAGGAGACGGAUUCCCUGUCAGACUCUCUCCUUCUCUGGCUGUCUGGGGAGCUAUCAGAGGAGGAGGUAGCCCUUCUGGUGCUGUCCCUGCGUCUCCGCCGUAGCGCUGCUCAGCUGGUGAAGCUCCGGGCUGGGGACAGCCUGUCCACCCAGGCCUUCCAUGUCCUGGCCAUGUGGAGGAGAGGCCUGCCCACUGCCGCACACCAACCCAAAGCCUCUCAGCUGGCUCACUGCUUGGCCAAGAGCGGCAGGCCAGACCUGGCCAGAGAGCUGUUGCUGCGACAGGCUGCAGCCACCAGGCCGGGCUCACUGAUAACAGGAAGCUUAAAAAGUAAAAAUCACACAGCUUUUUAAUCGCUGCUUUUAGUCAGAGCAUGGGUGCCUUCCAAAUUAGUUAGUGGUAGUGUUUUCUGGGAUCCACAAGGGGUCAGCAUUGGACUGUGAGACUCAGACUUGAGUUGAUUAUGUCUAUGAGUCAUGACUAUGUGAAACAAGUAACUCUUAGAGGCCUGAAGACUUUAUUUUACCCAGUAAAAAAGAAAAAAAUCUCAAAAAGAUCUCAUUGCGUAUAAUAAUAUUAGUUUUUUUCUUUUCUUCCAUUUUUUUCUCUGCUUUUCUGUCCUUUUCAUUGUCUCAUGACCCCUUAUUUAUGUCUUGUGACCCCUUGGGGGCUCCCAAGCCCCAGGCUGGGAACCAGUGCUGUUGGCAAUAUUUCUUCGUGUCAUAUUUGAUGCAAAAAAUAGCUGCAGAUCACCACAUAAGACACGGUCAAAUGUCUCAAGGUCAAAUAUUAGAAAGUACAUUCAGUAAUCGACACCUUACCUCAUAUUAUGUGUUAUAAUGCCAAAAACCUCAACAAUAUGACUCGAGAUACAAGCAGAAAGAAUGAUCUGCAACUAAGGCUUGAUUCAUAAUUAAAUAAUAAAAACAAAGUUUGUUAUAUA